AUGGCCAUCAUACUCGUACGAGCAGCGUCGCCGGGGCUCUCCGCCGCCGACAGCAUCAGCCACCAGGGGACUCUCCAGUGCUCCACCCUGCUCAAGACGAAGAGGCCGGCGGCGCGCCGGUGGAUGCCCUGCUCGCUCCUUGGCCUCCACCCGUGGGAGGCUGGCCGUCCCUCCCCCGCCGUCUACUCCAGCCUCGCCGUCAACCCGGCGGGAGAGGCCGUCGUCUCGUCCGAGCAGAAGGUCUACGACGUCGUGCUCAAGCAGGCCGCAUUGCUCAAACGCCAGCUGCGCACGCCGGUCCUCGACGCCAGGCCCCAGGACAUGGACAUGCCACGCAACGGGCUCAAGGAAGCCUACGACCGCUGCGGCGAGAUCUGUGAGGAGUAUGCCAAGACGUUUUACCUCGGAACUAUGUUGAUGACAGAGGAGCGGCGCCGCGCCAUAUGGGCCAUCUAUGUGUGGUGUAGGAGGACAGAUGAGCUUGUAGAUGGGCCAAACGCCAACUACAUUACACCAACAGCUUUGGACCGGUGGGAGAAGAGACUUGAGGAUCUGUUCACGGGACGUCCUUACGACAUGCUUGAUGCCGCUCUCUCUGAUACCAUCUCAAGGUUCCCCAUAGACAUUCAGCCAUUCAGGGACAUGAUUGAAGGGAUGAGGAGUGAUCUUAGGAAGACAAGGUAUAACAACUUCGACGAGCUCUACAUGUACUGCUACUAUGUUGCUGGAACUGUCGGGUUAAUGAGCGUACCUGUGAUGGGCAUCGCAACCGAGUCUAAAGCAACAACUGAAAGCGUAUACAGUGCUGCCUUGGCUCUGGGAAUUGCGAACCAACUCACGAACAUACUCCGGGAUGUUGGAGAGGAUGCUAGAAGAGGAAGGAUAUAUUUACCACAAGAUGAGCUUGCACAGGCAGGGCUCUCUGAUGAGGACAUCUUCAAAGGGGUCGUCACGAACCGGUGGAGAAACUUCAUGAAGAGGCAGAUCAAGAGGGCCAGGAUGUUUUUUGAGGAGGCAGAGAGAGGGGUAACUGAGCUCUCACAGGCUAGCAGAUGGCCAGUAUGGGCUUCCCUGUUGUUGUACAGGCAGAUCCUGGAUGAGAUCGAAGCCAACGACUACAACAACUUCACGAAGAGGGCGUAUGUUGGUAAAGGGAAGAAGUUGCUAGCACUUCCUGUGGCAUAUGGAAAAUCGCUACUGCUCCCAUGUUCAUUGAGAAAUGGCCAGACCUAGCCACCAGAGAAGCUGCAAUGCAAGGUUCAGGUUAGGCUAGAUAGAAAGUUAAAUGGGGCAACAUCAGGAGGCCUUGAUGAAAAACAGACAACCUGGUGAAUUGUUGUUGGGAUCAGGCACAGAACAGAUAAGAGCCGCGCAGCCAACCUAGGGCAUGUUUGGUUUCAAUUAGUUCUAGGACUAAACUUUAGUCCUAGGACUAAACUUUAGUCCCUAUAUGUUUGGUUCUAGGGACUAAAUAGAUUCUAAAGUCAUUAAAUACAUUGUCCAAAGACUCAAAUACCCUUAGAAUAUACUCAUGAUAUUAGUUAUCUAUAAAAAGGUAAGGGCAACAUGAUAAUUAUGA
This is a messenger RNA of Zea mays, 1579 nucleotides long. Its product is annotated as yellow endosperm 1. Bases 1 to 1233 code for a protein of 410 amino acids. Gene Ontology annotation, molecular function: squalene synthase [NAD(P)H] activity; geranylgeranyl diphosphate synthase activity. The transcript is spliced from 6 exons. Gene Ontology annotation, biological process: biosynthetic process. The record is from RefSeq and is marked provisional. NCBI's taxonomy places the organism in Eukaryota, Viridiplantae, Streptophyta, Magnoliopsida, Poales, Poaceae.